Messenger RNA from Balaenoptera acutorostrata (minke whale), 1645 nucleotides. It is a transcript of the gene GPR142, whose product is annotated as G protein-coupled receptor 142. NCBI's taxonomy places the organism in Eukaryota, Metazoa, Chordata, Mammalia, Artiodactyla, Balaenopteridae. Gene Ontology annotation, biological process: G protein-coupled receptor signaling pathway. Gene Ontology annotation, molecular function: G protein-coupled receptor activity. Gene Ontology annotation, cellular component: membrane. The record is from RefSeq and is a predicted model, not a curated record.
UGGAGGUAAGGCUGGCGGUGGGCGUCCAGGUAGCUCCAGCCCCAGAAUUGGGAUCUAACUUAGGGAAAGCAGCUCCGGGACAUUCCCAGAGGGCUCAGGACUGCUGGAAUAAUCCUGGGGCAAACAACCGCUCGGAGAGCUGGCGAUGAUGAGAGGGAGCUGCUGGGACCACCAGAAAAAGCCACAGGUGACCCAGGACUCAGGACCCAGGAGCAUGAGGCUUGCAGGACAAGAGACAGCUGGCCAGCUGCAGGUGACUCUGCCGUUCACACCCAAUGGCAGUGGGCUGAGCCAGGAGUUUGAAGGCGAUUGGCCGGAGAUCCCAGAGAGGUCCCCAUGUGUGGCCGGGGUCAUCCCUGUCAUCUACUACAGCGUCCUGCUGGGCCUGGGGCUGCCUGUCAACCUCCUGACCACAGUGGCCCUGGCCCGCCUCGCCGCCAGGACCAGGAAGCCCUCCUACUACUACCUUCUGGCGCUCACGGCCUCGGAUAUCAUCACCCAGGUAGUCAUCGUGUUCGUGGGCUUCCUCCUGCAGGGAGCCGUGCUGGCCCGAAAGGUGCCCCAGGCUGUGGUGCGCGCGGCUAACAUCCUGGAGUUUGCUGCCAACCACGCCUCAGUCUGGAUCGCCGUCCUGCUCACGGUCGACCGGUACAGCGCCCUGUGCCACCCCCUGCACCAUCGGGCCACCUCGUCCCCAGGCCGGACCCGUCGGGCCAUCGCUGCUGUCCUUGGUGCUGCCCUGCUGACUGGCAUCCCCUUCUACUGGUGGAUGGAUGUGUGGAGGGACGAGGACCCCCCCAGCACACUGGACAAGGUCCUCAAGUGGGCUCACUGCCUCAUCGUCUAUUUCAUCCCUUGUGCCGUUUUCCUGGUCGCCAACUCGGCCAUUGUCUGCCAGCUACAGAGAAGGGGCCAGAGUGGGCCUCGGCCCCGGGUGGGCAAGAGCACCGCCAUCCUCCUGGGUGUCACCACGCUCUUCGCCCUCCUUUGGGCACCCCGGAUCUUUGUCAUGCUCUACCACCUGUACGUGGCCCCCGUCUACAGAGACUGGAGGGUCCACCUGGCUUUGGAUGUGGCCAACAUGGCGGCCAUGCUCAACACAGCAGUCAACUUUGGGCUCUACUCCUUUGUGAGCAAGACUUUCCGGGCCACUGUCCAAGAGGUCAUCCAUGACGCCCACCUGCCCUGCACCCUGAGGUCACAGCCAGCGGGCAUGGUGGCGGAACCUGUGCUGAAGCCUGCAGGACUCCCCAGAGGGGCAGAACUGUAGAGGAGGAGCCCGUGCAGGGAGCUUGGGGUGGCUCACUGCCAGAUUACUGGGGUCCUUGUGGUUGCUGCCACAAAAUGUUAUCAACACCCUACUUGGCAAUCUGGGGAUGGAAGGAGAGGCUCCUUCCUUCAGGGGUGGCUUCCCAGGAAGCUAAAUUAAUGUUGGUUGAAUGAAUGAAUGAAUGAAUGAGUGAAUGAAUAGAUGGAUGGAUGGAUGGAUGAAUAUGAGUUGUUUCCAGGCCACCCCUUCCUGGAGCCCACCUCUCAUUCCCUGAGUUGAUUACUUCUCUGGCUUCUAGUUGCAAUGCCAGGGAGAAAGGGAGAUGUCCGCAGGAUUCCAGGCCUUUCCUGGGCUGCGGGAACCAAAUGCAGGGGG